GUUGACAUGUCUGGAAGAGGAAAAGGCGGGAAAGGACUCGGGAAAGGAGGCGCUAAGCGUCACCGAAAGGUUCUCCGCGAUAAUAUCCAGGGAAUCACUAAACCCGCUAUUCGUCGUCUUGCUCGACGUGGCGGCGUCAAGCGUAUUUCUGGCCUGAUCUAUGAAGAGACCCGCGGUGUGUUGAAGGUGUUUCUGGAGAACGUCAUCCGUGAUGCUGUGACUUACACUGAACACGCCAAGAGAAAGACCGUCACCGCCAUGGAUGUUGUGUACGCGCUGAAGCGACAGGGACGCACUCUGUACGGGUUCGGCGGUUAAGACUCACGAAGAAGAAAAACCCAACGGCUCUUUUAAGAGCCACCCAC
Molecule: messenger RNA, 365 nt
Organism: Pimephales promelas (fathead minnow)
Lineage: Eukaryota; Metazoa; Chordata; Actinopteri; Cypriniformes; Leuciscidae
Product: histone H4
Cellular component (GO): nucleosome
Molecular function (GO): structural constituent of chromatin; protein heterodimerization activity; DNA binding
Source: RefSeq, a predicted model, not a curated record